Messenger RNA from Anopheles nili, 5401 nucleotides. It is a transcript of the gene raskol, whose product is annotated as ras GTPase-activating protein raskol. The transcript is spliced from 5 exons. The record is from RefSeq and is a predicted model, not a curated record. Bases 1 to 5376 code for a protein of 1791 amino acids. NCBI's taxonomy places the organism in Eukaryota, Metazoa, Arthropoda, Insecta, Diptera, Culicidae. Gene Ontology annotation, biological process: regulation of GTPase activity.
AUGUCAUCGGACACAUCAUACUCCUUCUCGACGGAUUCCUCUCGCCGAAGAUCAACGUUCUAUGUUCCUUUGACACCAUGCCAAUCCUCGUCAACUGCAGGGAUCGAAAGUAAAGAUCAUAAUGUGGCAAAUUCCUGUGCUACGAAGCAGUCGACGCGUUCAAGAACGGCAUCAGUGGACAACAGCAAACACGAUUCCAUGGAGCGUAUUUACAAUCCCGAUCUCAGUGCAUGCAGUUUCGGCUGGAGUUUGGAUGAAUCAUCAUGUCAUGAUAGUUCGGAGGUGCUGGCUGUUGCAAAUAGUGAACACGAGAACAAACUGAAGCGCUACGGCGUGGUAUUAAACGCGAGUGUUAACAUUGACGACGAUGGAACAAAGUGUCAUCAGCAGCAACGAUCUAACACGUCUACUCCGAUCCGUUUGGUGAAAUCACGCAGUCGCAGCAGUAUUUUGUGCCAGCUUCCUAGAGAAAAACUAGCGCUAGGACCGAAAGGAGCCAGUAGCGGCAUCAUUUGUGAAACGAGCAAAAAGGAAUGCACGAUUGACGAACCGUUGCUAUCAGCAAAAGAAAAGUCGAAAACGUUACCGCAAAAUGUUUCCCUCGCUAACUCCUUUCCAUCCAAGAGCUCGUUCAUAAUGCAUUCGACUCCGCGUAUUUCGCUCAACUGCUCCUUUGAUGCGAACGACUGUGGUAGUGUUGUAGGACUCACGCCCGAACCACCGGCACCAGUGACGAAUUAUAUGCUUAGUCCUAAAAAAUCGUUAAGCUUCAUUCGGCGAACGCACUCUACUAAACUGUCACGUAGUAAUUCACUACUGAAAAGUUUGACCUCAAAAUGCGUCGAUCAGAACGCCUGCCAUACAAAUCUACUGCGGGUACCAGUAAAAGAUUUAAACUAUGGUCGCUUGCAUCAGAUUCUUGAAAAUCCUUCAAAAGUCGAUCAGUUUAUUAAAGAUCUUUUUCUUUGGUGUAAGGAUGAGAAAGAUGAAGAAAGUGCAGUUCAUUCAGAUACCUCAUAUGAAAAGGCUUGCCGUCGAGGAUCAGCCCCAAAUACGCCAGUGAUGGAUCAGAAAGAAUCGACGUCACGGUUUACCAAUUUUUUCUCAAAGAGGUCAUUUCGUUCGAUUCCUCUGAAAAGAACCAAAUCGGCUACUAAACUGGAGCGCUCAAAGCGAGGGCAAGGCGGUAUCCGAGGAUCGCGAUCACACGAAAGCCUGCUCUCGAAUCAUGGAGUGAUGUCUACAAUCGAUCUAUCAUGCGUUGGCGUGAUCGAAGUGGUCCCUGUCCAUUCAUCUGUGCUAGGUAGACGGAACUGCUUUCAAGUACGUGGAAUUUCACGUGGAGAGCGGUAUUACAGUUGUGGAACGCGUCAGGAACGUGACCUGUGGAUAUACAGUUUGCGAAAGUCUGUAGCUCCCAACAAAGACAGCGUACGGCGGUUGGACAAUUCCAUGAAAAUGUGGAUAUAUGAAGCGAAAUCACUGCAGCCAAAGAAACGCUAUUUUUGUGAAAUUUACCUCGACAAAACAUUGUAUGGUAGAACUUCGGUGAAACUGCGCGCGGAUCUACUGUUUUGGGGUGAAUUUUUCGACUUUCCUGAUGUUCCGGGAGUGAGCGUCAUUACAGUGAAUGUGUUUCGUGAAGCCGACAAAAAGAAGAAACGCGACAAACAUGUGCUUGUGGGAUCAGUCACCAUUCCCAUCGAAAAAGUUGUAUCACGGACGUUUACGGAAGAUUGGUACCAAAUCAUGAUGGAAAAGCAUGACCACGUAAUCAAAAGCACAUCCAAAGAAGCUGCACCGACACUUCGAAUCAAGUGUCGAUAUCAAUCGAUUGAUAUUUUACCAUUGGACGUGUAUCACGAGUUCCUGAAUUACUUGAAGGAAAACUAUAAAAAAGUAUGCGAGAUCAUCGAACCAAUAAUUGGAGUUAAAGCUAAGGAAGACAUCGGUCAGGCAUUGGUAUUGUUAAUGCACUCGCAAGGAAUGGCAGCAGCCUUUCUGUCGGAUGUUGUUGCGUUAGAUUUGCUGCGAGUUGACGAUCAGCGAUUGACGUUUCGUGGCAAUUCGCUAGCUACGAAAAGUAUGGAAGCAUUUCUAAAGCUAAUCGGUGAGCAGUACUUGCAGGAUACGUUGUCGAUACCGGUUGCGGAAAUUAUCGCGUCCGAUCGUGACUGUGAAGUAGAUCCAACCAAGGUGCACGGGUCUCUUUCACGACAGCAGCAAGCACUUCGAAAAGCAGUAAAAUCUGUAUGGAUCGCCAUCGCGGAGAGCAAUAGAAAUUUUCCUGUUCCUCUGCGAGAUUGUUUUUCAACGUUUCGUGAAAGGCUGCAAGAUUUAGAUCGCGACGAUAUGGCUGAUAAUUUAAUAAGUGCCUCCAUAUUUCUACGUUUUCUUUGUCCUGCCAUAUUAUCGCCGAGCUUAUUUAACAUCACCAAUGAACUACCGUCAGCGCGUGCAACACGAAAUCUGACACUUGUUGCAAAAACAUUACAAACGUUGGCCAACUUUACUCGCUUCCAGGGAAAGGAAAAUUUUAUGGAGUUCCUGAAUGAUUUUCUAGAGCAAGAGGCGCCUCGUAUGAAACAAUUUCUAUACGAUAUUUCUAACAACGACUGCCACACGCCGGAUAAUGUUCUCGAUUGGUCUGGAUGCAUUGAUCAGGGCAAACAAUUGUCAAUUCUGCACAGCUUGCUUUCCGAAAUAGUACUAAAGCUACCACAAGAAAAACAACACGAAAUACACCCUCUGGCUGAAAUAUUGGAGUCGAUUGCAAAAAUUAAGGAAAACGGCUACAGUAAUGUUGCGCAAGAACCAGAACGUGGCGUUCAAUCACAGUUUUCUCAAUAUAACUCGCCAGCAGCUGUCGAAAAUGAGGCGAAUUCUAAAAUAUCGCCCAAUCGAAGUGAUUCAAUACAAGGUAUCAAUAUUUUUAAUUACAAUGAUCCAACCGUGGAUUUACAACGCCAAGCAUCUAAAUAUAAGAGUUCGUCAAACAGUUCUCUGAAUCACACGAAAGGUAUUUCCAAUAUUUCUCUAGUCUCUAAUUCAAUGCAACAUAGUAGUGGUUCGAUCAAACAUAUCGUCAGUCCUAGGACGGUUGACAAAUUUCACCACAAUCAGUAUGGCAGCUCGGGUAUCAAUACUGGUGGCAGUUUGCGCUCGUAUAUGUCAACUGGCCCUUCAGCGUACGGUAUUAUAUCGAAUAUAUCAACUAAUAGCCUACGAAGCGAGAAAGAGAAAAACGUUAUCGUAAAGGGAGACACUCGGGCGAGCACAUUGCCUCGCUACAAUAACUACACGACGAAUGUAGCAGUAGGGGAAAAUAUCCUAGUGAACGGCAGUCAAGUAGUAGAAUUUGAUUGUGACGUAGAGCGAAAUUCGGCAUUCAAUGAUGUGAGCAAAAAUCUCAUUCAAAUCGACAUUGAUCCUAGCAAUCCUUUUAAUCGAAAAAGUCCUACACCGUUGACAAAAAAUCUGUCGAACCAUCUACAUAACAUCAGCAGCAGACGCAACAAUGGUUCCCAGCUCAGUAUAGUCAGCCCCGCUUCUGACCUUGGUGAUCUUAGCAAAACUGCCAUUAGUUUAGGCAUACCGCAUUCUGAGGCGAGCCAGGAUCAGCAGUACACUCCAUGUGCCAACACUUCAAUACCGCUUAAAAUAUCAAACAUCGCGAAAAUAUCUCCAUUUGCUUCCACCCAGCCAUCGUCGUCUAAUCCAUCAAAAAUGCCAAUGAGUCUAGAAGACCUGGAAGAUCUGCUAAACUAUGCGGAUGAGCAGAAACAAUCGGCUUCCGGUGAAGGCGCGUCUAGUCGCAGUGCAAGCAGUAGUGGUGGUUGCGAAUCUGCUACCACAAACACGAAACCGCAACUUGUUUGCAUCGGAAGUAAUUUUACAAUCGGGCAAAUUUCAAACAUUUGCAGUUCGGGUUACCAAAGCAUCCCAACGCAGUCGGCAAGCUCUAGCCCAGUGGAAUUGGCUGGUCAACAGCGUAUAGAAUACGUUACUAAUAAAGCUCCGCCACCGCGAAAGCUCGUAACCACGCUGAGUGGAUACAAUGCAGCAAGUGGUCUUAACAUGUGCUUGAACGAGCAUGCGUCCAAAACGGAGCUAAUGGGAAACAGUAUUAACGCGCAACUGUACAAACAGAGAGACCCAAGUACUGUAACAAGCAUCAUUAAAGAUUGUGAAAACGAUCACGAUCGAGAAGCAUCUUUUCAACAAAAAAGUAUUAGCCGAAUUUUAAACAACAAUUAUGUUGAUAGUAGUACCUACGAUGCCAUACCACCAUAUAAAAUUUCCCUAUCCUCCAACCAACCGCGGAACCUUGGACAUAGCACAGCGAAGGGAAAUACACGCAUUUCUGCUGAAGACAAUAUCGAAUAUUUUGGAGCAAAUCGUUUACAACAACAAUACCGACAGAAACGAAACAUACACAAUCUUAAUGUAAUGCGCAACAGCAGAGAUAGUGUGCACAGCGAAUCAAGCAGUGAUGAACGAUUCAGUAACACUACAUCUGAGAAUUAUAACGAGCAUGAUUCAUUAACUGCUAUAAAUUCGACGACAACGAACCGCAUCGUUGAAAAUAUUAACAACAGCAAUGAUUACGAUACGAGCGCAGCAGGAUUGUGCGGACGUCGGAUAGGAAGCAAUCGUAUGCCUCGAACCAAUCCUCUCUUGCAGUAUAAAAGAGAUGAUUCGAUGAAUGGGUUGAAUCACGGACACAUAGGUGUCAAUAACAGUCUGGCACCAUUUGCGAAUGGAAGAAUCGACCUCGAUCAAGGAAUGCAGACCCGUUAUCAUCGGCGACUUUCAUUGGAAUGCGCACGCACUUUAUCGGACAGCUCAACAGACGAAACAGAGAGUGACACAACGAAAGCGGCCAAUUCAAAUCAUCACAUGCAACAUCAUCAUACUACCUGCUCUACAACUCAUCACAUGAAUUUACGAGAUGUAGAAACUAAAAAACGCCGAAAUGCAAACAAAUCGGUUGAACAAUGCGAAAGGGAAAUACAGCGCCUGCAAGCAUCACUGGACACAAUGCGCCAAAAAUUGGAAAUGUCAGAACUAACGGGAGAAGAUAAAGAUAAAACGGAAGCUGUGACACAUCACAGCGAUAAUAAGAUUCGUAGUAUAAUAGGAAGGUUACUGACAAUGGAAGAAGAACUCAGACAAGAGCAGUACAAAAUGUCACUGGUGUUGUCGCACAAACAACGCGUGAUCGAAGCUCAAGGACAACAAAUUGCAGCGCUAGAUGCCGCUAAUAAUCGGUUGCUGUCUGCACUAUCGAGUCUACAAAAUCGUUACGAAAGUCAUUCGAAUCAAAGUGAUGAUACCUCUUCAUCGCACCCUAAUGCUGGUGCGUCUUCUUGUUAAGCGUAAAUGACGGUGUAUAUGGGUU